Pongo pygmaeus (Bornean orangutan) is the source of this 1432-nucleotide messenger RNA. RefSeq names its product syntaxin 10 (gene STX10). Bases 1 to 1080 code for a protein of 359 amino acids. The transcript has 8 exons. The record is from RefSeq and is a predicted model, not a curated record. Gene Ontology annotation, cellular component: membrane. Gene Ontology annotation, biological process: intracellular protein transport; Golgi vesicle transport. Gene Ontology annotation, molecular function: SNAP receptor activity. Lineage: Eukaryota; Metazoa; Chordata; Mammalia; Primates; Hominidae.
AUGACUUCCCCAGCCCAGGGGCUAUCUCUGAGACCCCACGCAGCAACUCUGAUGCGCAAGGGGGCGACCCUCCGAGGACUCCCUCAGAUAACCCGACCACUCUCCAGGGGAGACCAGGCCCUCUACCACUCAAAAAAAGUGCUUUCCCGAGGCUCCCCAACACACAGAGCGCCACUGUCACACAUUGGGACGACCCUGAGUCCCUCCGCUGAUAUUCCUGGUCCCUACCCAGACGGAGACCCCACACACAGAGGGCCCCCCUGGAGACCAUCCUCAAAGCCAGCACACCUCAAGCUACCCCCAGGCUCGUACCCAGAAAGACUCCGCGCUUCUGAAGAAACCCACCUCCACGCACGCUCUCAAAGAGAGGUGCAGAAGGCGGUGAACACGGCCCGCGGGCUGUACCAGCGCUGGUGCGAGCUCCUGCAGGAAAGCGCGGCGGUCGGACGCGAGGAGCUGGACUGGACGACCAAUGAGCUGCGGAAUGGCCUGCGCAGCAUCGAGUGGGACCUCGAGGAUCUGGAAGAGACCAUCGGUAUAGUGGAAGCCAACCCAGGCAAGUUCAAGCUCCCGGCCGGGGACCUGCAGGAGAGAAAGGUGUUCGUGGAGCGGAUGCGAGAGGCAGUCCAGGAAAUGAAGGACCAUAUGGUCAGCCCAACAGCGGUAGCAUUUUUGGAGAGGAAUAACAGAGAGAUACUGGCAGGCAAGCCAGCUGCCCGGAAGUCACCCAGCGACCUGCUGGAUGCCAGUGCAGUCUCGGCCACAUCUCGCUACAUCGAGGAGCAGCAGGCCACACAGCAGCUGAUCAUGGAUGAACAGGAUCAACAGCUGGAGAUGGUAUCUGGGAGCAUCCAGGUUCUGAAGCACAUGUCCGGCCGCGUUGGGGAAGAGCUGGACGAGCAGGGCAUCAUGCUGGAUGCCUUCGCCCAAGAGAUGGACCACACCCAGUCCCGCAUGGACGGGGUCCUCAGGAAGUUGGCCAAAGUAUCCCACAUGACGAGUGACCGCCGACAGUGGUGUACCAUCGCCGUGCUAGUGGGGGUGCUUCUCCUCGUUCUCAUCUUACUUUUCUCUCUCUGACCCCAGCCCUCCCUGGCAGGCUGGUCCCUUAAGCCUGGGGAGCCACCAAGCACUUUGGAGCUGGCCUCGCCCCCUAGGAAGAGAGGGUCCCUCCUGGGUAGCUGGAGAGUAGAGGGUCCCGCCUGGGGAGCUGUCCCCAUGGCUCUCCCCCAGAGCCAGUGGGACCCUUCAGGACCCUGGGCUAUAACCACCACCACUGGUCCUGUCUCAAGUGCACUUAGGGGGUGGUGGAGGCAGGGACACCUGAGACACACCCGUCUCCACUUCCAGUUCCGGGACCCCAAAGCCAUUUGCCCCUGUGCCUUAUACACGUGCCAACCUGGAAAUAAAAUGUCUUCCUUUUUCAUACGUA